UACCCAUUGCUGGGCAGCGGUGUUGAGAGCUAGCUCUGUGGGGCAGCCCUGGCUUGCUUCGCGACCGAGGAGGAGCCAUCCUUUUCCCCUGCAGGACCUCAGAGACCGGAAAGAGAAACACAGUUGUGACGCCCAAGCAUCCGUGACACCCUAACAUCCGCCGCCCACCUACAGAGCCUAGGAAGAAAUACGGAUAUGGGGGCCUGACUAGAUGCUAUUCCCUUUCUCAGUGACAGCCCACCAAAGCUAUUCUGAACUUGAACUCUUGUGCUGCUGAUUGCACAACUGGCAGGCCAGUGGUUUCCCGAUGGGAAACGUAAUGAAGAGGAUGGUGGGUUCUAUCCAGAAGCUAUGGCAUAGUCUCAAUGGCUUGAGCAGCCUGAACUUCAACCUCCUGUGGACAGAGGUUGACCACAUCAGGAGCCUAGCUCUCUCUCAUAGAGGGCACCAGUUGCAAAGGCUGAAAGUGAAAUAAUGUUCCUACUGAAACAGAGGGAAGGCACAACCCAGGAACAUUACUUUGGGUAUGCUUACAUAUUAGGCUAAAAAAAAAAAGACCAAACAUCCUAUGUUCAGAUGCCCUAUUGUGCUCAGGCGUGGCUAGCAUCCUUGCAUGUGUGAGAAACACCUGGUGGCCAAAUAUCGCCAUGCCACCAUCGACCCAUUCCAUGAUGAGGUGUCUGGAAUAGAAACCCAGUCUUUUAAUAAUCCAUAUGACGGAAAGAAACAUGAAAUUGUUCUCUGGUAGGGUGGUUCAGGGGGAAUAAACCUUUUGUGACUGACUGACUCAAGUCAAGAGAGUCCUGCCAGAUUGAAAUAUGUCAAAAGAACAAAAUUUCAAGCCCUUAAUGAAAACCCUUAGGGGCCCUGCCUGAGAGGUCAUGCAUUUGCUCCAGGCUGCCAACCCCAACCUAAAUGUGGUAACUUAGCAGGCAGUGAAACUGGUGUUUGGGGAGUCUGAGAGAAGUGUGACUGCUCAUGGUAAAUUUAACACUCUGCACGCACAAUGGGAGAAAACCUUCUGUGUGGUCCACUUAGAGCAGCUGCAGAAUACUAUUCAGGCAGGCACCCUAGCUGAGAAAGUUACAAACUAAACUCACCUACACCAGCUCCUGGUAGGGGCUGAGCUGAACAAGGGCAGAUGCUUCAGGUUUAAGCAUCUUCUCAAGAUGUAUGCAAACAAGCAGUAGCAGCUUCUCAAUUUCCUGGAGUUGAUCAGGAUGAUAAGGGAUAGGAAUAGAUGA
Molecule: messenger RNA, 1244 nt
Organism: Heterocephalus glaber (naked mole-rat)
Lineage: Eukaryota; Metazoa; Chordata; Mammalia; Rodentia; Bathyergidae
Source: RefSeq, a predicted model, not a curated record